AUGGAAGAUUCACCGGACUUCAUCAAACUCCCGGCAUCAAAUCCUCCCGACGAUGGAAGCCAACCUAGUAAUAACGAACAUAAUUCAGGAGUUAGGGUUGAAUCAAACGAAUCUACAAUUAUCGAAGAGCAAAUCUCAGUGCUCACUGAGAAUGGAGUUCAUAAGAGAAAUGGAAGUCAAGUCAGCAAUUGUGAAAUAGAUGCUAUUAAGAGACCUCGAAUAACUGUUGAUGAACAGCAAGCUUCAGUUCAUGUCAUUUAUAAUUCUUUAACAAGAGAGAGUAAACAGAAGCUUGAGGAGUUAUUACAAAAGUGGUCUGAAUGGCAUAAUCGACAUCAAUCUUCAUCUCAUGAUUCAAACGCUGAGGUGGAAUCUGGUGAAGGGACGUAUUUUCCAGCUCUUAAUGUUGGUCUAGAUAAACCUUCUACACUGUCGUUCUGGAUGGAUGGGCAAACUAGUAAUUUACAAAGCAAGGAAGUUAUUGCAUUGGAUAACAAUUCAGUCCCGCUGUAUGAUCGAGGGUACACUUUCGGAUUAACAUCAACGGAUGAUCCGAGUAUCGGGGACGGGGAAAUGUUGGGUGGGUCCCGGUGCUUCAAUUGUGGGUCAUAUAACCAUGCAUUGAAGGAAUGCACAAAGCCACGUGACAAUGCUGCUGUGAAUUCCGCCCGGAAACAGCAUAAAAGCAAACGGAAUCAGAAUUCCAUCUCCCGGAAUCCGACUCGAUACUAUCAAGACACUCCUGGAGGGAAGUUUGAUGGUUUAAGGCCAGGUGUCCUGGAUUCAGAAACAAGAAAACUUCUUGGAAUUGGGGAGCUUGAUCCACCUCCAUGGCUUAACAGAAUGCGAGAGAUUGGUUACCCACCAGGAUACUUAGAUGAAGAAGAAGAGGAGCAGCCAUCUGGGAUUGAAAUAUUUGGGGAUGAGGUUAUCACUAUUACCACUAUUGCUAACCCAGAAACCGAAGAUGGUGAAAUCCUUGAUAUGGACUUCUCCCCUCCUCCGCCUCCCACAGCUGAGCCGCCAUCACCGCCGCCACCACCGCCACCGCCAAAAAAAAUGACAGUCCAAUUUCCGGGAGUGAACGCGCCAAUCCCGGAAAACGCGGAUGAAUGGAAGUGGGGAGCAAGGGCAUGGAAAUUCGAUUUACCAAGAAACAGAGGAAACCCUAGAUUUUUUAAUCCACCAGAAACUCAUCAUGAAGAAAGAUGGAAUCGGGGUUAUAGAGAAGAUGGAAUUGGGCCACCUGGCGUUGAUGGGCCUUUGGCAUCGAGGUUUACUGAUUACGAGUCUAGAGGAUCGAGUCAUCAUCAUAGCCAUAGGUCUAUGUCUGAAAGACUCAAGAGAAGUCAUGAUGAUGACAGAUGGAAUCCUUAUGAAAACUCAAGAAAAGAAAGGCAUCAAGAGGGACACCAUAGGAGUUGGAGAUGAGUUCCAAAAUUAGAAAGCAUCAAGUGUAAAUGGAGUAGAUGGAUGGAUAGUAAGAAGAUGACAGAUGCUUGUGCUUUUGUUAGUUUAGGCUUCAGUCGAGUAGUACCUAUUAUAACCAUAGACACACUUGACUUAUUGUUUUUCAUUGAAGUUGAUGCAUUGUGGCUGUUGUACUUUAUUAUUAGUAUGGUGGAUGCAUUUGAAUGUUUGAAUUA
Molecule: messenger RNA, 1646 nt
Organism: Lactuca sativa (garden lettuce)
Lineage: Eukaryota; Viridiplantae; Streptophyta; Magnoliopsida; Asterales; Asteraceae
Biological process (GO): RNA processing
Cellular component (GO): catalytic step 2 spliceosome
Molecular function (GO): RNA binding; zinc ion binding
Source: RefSeq, a predicted model, not a curated record